Kickxella alabastrina is the source of this 1050-nucleotide messenger RNA. RefSeq lists its product as uncharacterized. Bases 74 to 1030 code for a protein of 318 amino acids. The transcript has a single exon. Lineage: Eukaryota; Fungi; Kickxellomycota; Kickxellomycetes; Kickxellales; Kickxellaceae. Gene Ontology annotation, molecular function: transcription coregulator activity; RNA polymerase binding. The record is from RefSeq and is a predicted model, not a curated record. Gene Ontology annotation, cellular component: nucleus.
CAGGAAUUAAAAAUGAACAAUUACGCCAACUUUGCUUUAGCAAUUACUUUUAUUAUUCUUACAUGCCACCACCAUGAGUCUUGUACACAACAACCAGGCGACGAAACACGACUGGGCACAAUUCUUUGCGCCUGGCCUCCCCAUUGGACGCCACCUUCCGAACGAACCAUACUACUACGAGCGCACCAACGGCAUAACCACAUGGAUCCGGCCCUUCGAUUACAUCGAACCCCCAAAUCCAAAGCAAUUAGCGGAAGACUUGCGCAAAGAGCACGAACAACAGAAAGCACAAGAGGCGCGCAAAAAGGCGCUUCAAGACCGGCCACAGAAAACAACCAAGGCGCAGGCCGGGUGGCUGGUAGUGGACACGGUGCAGGGGAGGCAGUAUUAUUUUAACGAGAAGAGUGGUGUUGCACAGUGGGAGCGGCCAGAUGAGCUGGUUGAGCUGGCUGAUGUGGAGGAGAAUGAGGAAGGUGUGGAGAUGGAUGAGGAGGACGCUGAGUGGAUGUUGGAGCAGAUGAUGGCUGAGGCCCAAGGUGACCAGCAAGACGGCGCAGAGAUAGAGACAGAAGAGACAGGAAAGGAGGUGGGGGCAGAGGCAGAGGCAGAGGCAUUGACGAAGGAUCAGCGCGUGGGUCAGUUCCGUGAAAUGCUCCUCGCAGCCAGCAGUCUCAAUCCAUUCGGGACAUGGGAGUCGCAAAAGGAUCGGUUCCUCGGCGACAGGCGCCUCCAGUACUUGGGCGCGGCCGAGCAACACGACAUGUUUGACCGGAUCUGCAGCGAGAUAAUAGCACAGAGAAAAAAGACACUGCCAAAGAAGGAUGAAGUUAAGCGGCCGUUGCCGAGCAGCGAUCCGUUUGGCCAGCUGCUUGAGGAGAAUAUCAGUAAGCGCGGGUCAUUUGCAAAGUUCUGCCAGAAACACUUGCGUGAUCCGCGGUACUUGUCCAUAAAGACAUCAAGAGAGCGCGAGAAGCGGUUCAACCAGCACCUGGACGCGCUGCCCGAGAAGAAGAAGCACAAGCAUGUGUAGUUUGUUGAAAAAUAAAUACC